CAACAACGUGUUUCCUCUGCCAACUACAGAAGAUUAGCUCUUGUCAAAAGGUGACAGGGAAGACUAUAUCUUGUCACUACUCAAGAUUGUAGCUGUUGAUCGAGCGACAUGUUAGUGGCAAAAAAAAAAGAAGAGAGGUCGGUGGGUAACAGGCUGACGAGAGAGUUCCAGACAGAUGAUACAGGCGACACAGGUGACACAGGUAAAACGGGGGGCUUACUGUAAACAGUCGGCGAAUGCGGAAAACAAGUGUGUGCACAGACAUUUGUUGGGCUCCGAUAACUAAAUUUUGAGGCGUGUUUUUAAAUUGUAACCUUCACAUUGUUUUCUAUUGAUAUUUGAAGAAAAGUUUUGAUUCUCUGUCUUUAAGAGUUGUUUUAAUGUGCAACAUCCGGACCGGACACGUUCUACCUGACAUUUGAAGAAGAGUUAUUAUUCACUGACACUGAAACUCAUUUUCAAGUCUACCAUUCGGACACGUUUUACUGACGUUUGAAGAAGAGUUAUGACUAUCGGACUCUUAGACUUCUUUUAAAGUAUAACUUGAAAAAACAAUUCUACUGACAUUUAAAGAAGAGUUAUGAUUCCUUGUCUCCAAGACUUGAUUUAAAGUCCAACAUUCAGACGCUUCCUGCUGACGUUUCAAGAAGAGAUGGAAUUCUGUGGCAUCGUAUAGGCAUCCACGCUAUAUAGAUGAUUCCAACUUCAGACGAUUCCACGUAAUGGUGAACAGGGAGUGACAAACAUCGGUAGGAAAGUCUGUUACGUCCACAAAUGAAACAUUCGACACAGAUUCUGACAAAAAUUACUUAGUGAAUUCAUCAGUAUUUUCAGUCGUCGACACGUUUGGCUUAAACCAUGACGACAGGCAUCUUCCCAGAACGACUCCAAGCGGCAGUCAUGAUCAUCUCGCUGGUUGUCCCCCUUGUUUUUGGACGCUAUUAUUACUGGUCCUCCAGAUCAGAAUCGCAGUUCCAGAGCCGGCCGAUCACGCGCUCGUUCGGUUUCCCCUCCUUCAGUAACAUGUGCAGCUUCCGGAAGCGAAGCGACGUCCUCCGACUCCUGCCGAACAGGUUCAUGUCGGAGAACGACCUGUUGAAGAUGGUUCCGAACUUUGACAUGGUGGACACGAAACCCCACAACCCCACCUACAAGCCGGUGCGUCGAAUCAUUGUGGGCAGUUUUAUUGGGCGCGCGCCCUGGAAGAGUGGCAAGGUCAGCUAUAUCAACGACAACAAAUGUGGCUGCUGUCUUACAGAGGUGGGAUACGAGGUUGUGGACAAAAUUACAGAUUUCCAGGGGGUCAACCACAGCAUCAUCAACUUCAAUAACAACUUUCAAUUCAUCCCCACGGGACGAUGCAUGAACGAGGACGCCCCGUGUGGUGGAGGGGGCGUGGCCCGCUGUAAGCAGGUGACGCGUGCGCAUUGGAGUCUCGUGUGGACGCAGAGCGUUGGCGUACAGCUCGUGUCACACGAGGUGCCAAAUCACUGCCAGUGUGUCAAUGUGGGAUCCGCCUCACCGGCAAAUAGUUCCGUGCGGACAAUCGGAGUGAAGCGGAAGAAAAGAGACAGUGGGUAGAGACAUGCAGUGUCUUUAGGUCCGAAUGAUUUCUAUUCCGGAUAUAUUCGGAUGCGUUCGGAUUCCCGACUGAUUUCCGGAUAUAUUUGGGUGCGUUCGGAUUAUCCGAUUGAUUCCCGAAUAUAUUCGGGUGCAUUCGGAAAUUUCUACGGAUGAGCUCGGAAAUUUCUACGGAUGAGCUCGGACAUUUUCACGGAUGAGUUCAGAAACUCGUGAAUCUAAAAACAUUUCGGGUGUGAUGGUCUUUCUACUGAAAUAAAGUUUUAUUUCCA
Messenger RNA from Gigantopelta aegis, 1853 nucleotides. RefSeq lists its product as uncharacterized. The coding region runs from base 859 to 1581 and encodes 240 amino acids. The transcript is spliced from 4 exons. The record is from RefSeq and is a predicted model, not a curated record. Lineage: Eukaryota; Metazoa; Mollusca; Gastropoda; Neomphalida; Peltospiridae.